Acanthopagrus latus (yellowfin seabream) is the source of this 3231-nucleotide messenger RNA. RefSeq names its product diencephalon/mesencephalon homeobox protein 1-B-like. The record is from RefSeq and is a predicted model, not a curated record. Gene Ontology annotation, biological process: regulation of transcription by RNA polymerase II. The transcript has 7 exons. NCBI's taxonomy places the organism in Eukaryota, Metazoa, Chordata, Actinopteri, Spariformes, Sparidae. The coding region runs from base 714 to 1931 and encodes 405 amino acids. Gene Ontology annotation, molecular function: DNA-binding transcription factor activity, RNA polymerase II-specific; RNA polymerase II transcription regulatory region sequence-specific DNA binding.
AACCAAUGCCAGGUGUAGCUGCCUUAAAUUCUUCCCUCAUGAAGGUGACAUUGUUCAGUUUUAAGUGAAACAGGUAAUUUAGUCUGCCCUCAAGGAUUUACAGCAGUGUACGCUGUUUGUGGACCUCGAAUGCACCGUGGCUUCUAUCUGUGCCUGGCCGUGCUGCACCGUCCUUGGGCCUCCUCGUGCUCGCAGCUCCCAGCGUUUCAGGGGGGGUAUGUGGCGAAACCUCCUGCGGCCCUGAACCACAGGCAGGUCGUCUCUGAACCGCUGCCUGGAAAAAUGCAUUUCCCACAGUCGGCGCCUCGACUGCAGGGACACGAUGUCUGAGGUGAGCGGCGCGGUGACGGAGGAGGGCGGGGGCGCUGUGGGUGGAGAGGGAGAGCGACGUGAUUGGCGCAGAGGAGGGAGCGUGCGUGCGCCCCGGUGACCCCCCGCCCGGAGCGCUUUAAAGGCCGAUAGAUGGCAGCUCAGCAUCCUCCCACAUCCACAGAGAGGAGAGCCGGAGGACGGAGCAGGAGCAGAGCAGGAGCCGCCGGGGACGCUCUCAGGAUACCACACCGCAUGAAGACACACCGAAGACGCGAGAGAAUGAACGAGUGCCCGCGGAUUUUAGAGACGAAGAUCUGAGAGGAAACAUUUUCUGGUGCCGGUGGAAAUAUUUCGCUUCAGAUACACAGACAGAGAGAGAAAAGAGAGACAGCUCGCCCGUCAUGCAGCACUACGGGGUGAACGGCUACUCGCUCCACGCCAUGAACUCACUGAGCGCCAUGUACAACCUCCACCAGCAGGCGGCGCAGCAGGCCCAGCAUGCGCCUGACUACAGGCCCUCGGUGCAUGCCCUCACUCUUGCUGAGAGGCUGGCUGACAUUAUCCUUGAGGCCCGGUAUGGCUCCCAGCACCGAAAGCAGCGGCGCAGUCGGACGGCCUUCACCGCCCAGCAGCUGGAGGCCCUGGAGAAAACCUUCCAGAAGACCCACUACCCUGACGUGGUGAUGCGUGAGCGUCUGGCCAUGUGCACCAACCUGCCCGAGGCACGCGUUCAGGUGUGGUUCAAGAACCGCCGGGCCAAGUUCCGUAAGAAGCAGCGCAGCCUGCAGAAGGAGCAGCUCCAGAAACAGAAGGAGGCAUCCGGAGCUGCGGAGGGCUCUACAGACGAGUCCAAGACUGACCUCACCACCACCAGCAGCAGCAGCAGCACCACCACCACCACCACCACCCUGGUCCCUGAAGCCCACACUCCUCCUCCUCCCUCCUCCUCCUCCUCCUGCCACUCAGAGACAGAGAGGCUGGCAGCAGCACGGCCGCAGCCUGGAGAGAUGAGCGUGGAGGUGAACGUCACCUCCCCAGAGCCGUCAGACAGCGAGUCGGCAGCAGAGGACAACGGCGACAGGGACGAGGACGAAAUGCGAGGGGAGGCGAGGGUGAAGAUCCCGGAGGAGAUGCAAGGGGAGGGCGGAGCGCAGCCGGGGAGCAGCUCUCCAUCCUGCAAACGUCUGAGCCCCACAUCAGACUCUCCCCUGAGCUCCCCCGCCCUGCCGUCCUCCAGCAGCGCGUCCAGCGGUCUGGCACAAAGCAACUCCUACGCCUCGUCCCCUCUCAGCCUCUUCCGGCUGCAGGAGCAGUUUCGGCAGCACAUGGCCGCCACCAACAACCUGGUGCACUACCCGUCCUUUGACAUGAGCACGCCGUCCUCUCUGCCCUACCUGGGCAUGAACGUCAACAUGCCGUCCCCGCUGGGCUCGCUGCCCUGCCAGUCCUACUACCAGACCCUGUCGCAGGCCCAGCAGGUGUGGAACAGCCCGCUGCUGCAGACGGCGCCGGGCAGCCUCCCCGGAAGCCUCAACAGCAAGACCACCAGCAUCGAGAACCUCCGGCUGAGGGCCAAGCAGCAUGCGGCGUCGCUCGGACUGGACACGCUCCCCAACUGAAGCUCAGGCUGCUCCCUCUGUGUGCUCGCCCACUCGUCAGGGCCGUACCUACGAGUUAUGGUCCCAGUCAACAGGAGGGGACUCUGGCCCACCCCCCCCACCCUUCACUUUCCUCUUUGCCUCAGCAACAAUGUGUAUCCACUCUAAACUUAAUCACAUCGCCAAACACUCAUUUAGCUGCUUUGGUCCCUGCAAAAUUGGCCUUCCUGACGAUUUCAAAUUUCGAAAGUCCUCUUCUAAAUUUGUGCUUGUUUCCACCUUAUUUUUAUCAAACAACUGCUUUUUAUUUAAUCUUUCUAGAUUUCAAAUAAAUCCAAUUUCAAAAUCAGAACCAAGCAGACAAAGCACAUUUUUCAUGCACGUGUGAAGACCACAAAACGUUUUUUAGAGCAGCACUUUAGUUCGGGGGGCCCUGGGCAGUCACCUCAUCAUCGUCAUCGUAUGGGCAUGCGGCUCACCGCUGGGAGCACACCAGAACAUGAAAAGCACCUCGGCUGGAUAGACUUAACAGAAAGUAAGAUUAUGACAAGAACUCAAUGGACUUGAAAAUGAAAAGAAUCCCACCUGGACUGACUGAACUGUACUUUUUUUUGCCUGUGGAACUUUGCUUGCAUCCGACUCCUCUUCAGCUUCCGCUGUGAAGUUCCGGAUAGAAAAGCCUCAUUCCAGGACAGAUAUAAGAUAUUAAAAUAUUCUAUGAUCCAACCCCUGAAUGGGGCCCUAUGCAUGCAUGCACCCCCUCUGAAGCAUGGCUUACAGCCACAAGACACAGAAUGAAGUCACACCAGAUCUGAUAUCAGAAAUAAAGCUCAGAUCGCUCAACAUAAUCCCCCAUUCAGCUGUAUUUCUUUUGCAGACGACACGUGACUCUCCUUGUUUAAGUUACAGCACUCAGCUCAGCCUGCAGAGAAUCCAGUGAGCGUUGUAAAUAUCCCUCAGUGUUCGCCUCUGUCGACCCGGCUGAAGAGCAACUCCUCGUGUGAAUGGAGAGUAAGCGUUCGGCUGCAACUGUAGCUUGAAGCGAAAGGACCGACAGCCAGAAACGACACUAGAGGAGACGCGGCGAAAAAUAAAAUGAUCCUGGCCGACUUUUUUUUUUUUUUUUGCUCACUUGGAUGCCAGACUGAACUCAGCAGAGACGCCACCUUUUUUUCUCAGCCAGUGACUUCAGCAGAGAGACGCACAGGCCCAUUCUCUAUGUAUUAUAUCGAUAUAGAUUCAAGACAUGUAUUUCUCAGUUGUUUAAAAUGUGAGUAAUUUAUCUGUUUAAUGCAAGGGAAUAAAUCACACCUAAGAAUGA